Messenger RNA from Daucus carota subsp. sativus, 2118 nucleotides. Its product is annotated as potassium/proton antiporter CemA. Bases 475 to 1773 code for a protein of 432 amino acids. The transcript is spliced from 7 exons. Gene Ontology annotation, cellular component: membrane. The record is from RefSeq and is a predicted model, not a curated record. NCBI's taxonomy places the organism in Eukaryota, Viridiplantae, Streptophyta, Magnoliopsida, Apiales, Apiaceae.
UGGAUGACAUAUACAGUUUACUACCACAUUCUUUAUCUUCGUUCUUUCAGAUAAGGCAACCCAAGCUAGCUGCCUGUCUGUAUAUACACACAAAUUUCUAUAAUCUACAUAUCGUCACCUGGCAUUACCACUUCCAUUUUUUAAUUAAAGAGAGGGAGAGAGGGAGGGAGAGAGAGAGAGAUAUUCAUAGAGAGAUUCAUAUAUCUUCACCACCCAAGUUGUAUAUUUUCUCCUAUUGUCUCAGUACACAUGUACUUUUUCACUUCCCUGUUUCUUAUAUAUUUGCAUAUUAAUUUAUUUUCUCCUGUUUCAUAUUGAUUUUUGUAUUUGGAGGAGAAAUAUCCGCAAAGUUAGGUUUUUUAAAAGAGGAAAGGUGUUGUUGCUGGUUGCAAUGAUUUUUAUUUUGUGUUGUGUGUAUCUAAACAACAAUUAGUAGUAUUUUAUGAGGGUGAAAAAUGUGGGCUUCUUCAACACAUGUUCUUAAUGAGCACUUCACUAGUCUUAUGUCAUAACUCUAUUUUUAUAAAUCAAACUACCAAGAACUUGCAUUUGAAUUCUAGUUGUUCUAGGAGGAUUUUGGGUCAAUGGGGUUAUAAAAGGAGGCGUCGGGGGCAGAUUGGUGGUGGGUUGAUUCCUAAUGCCGAGAAAGGUGGAGGGUCUUCCAGGAAGAAGAGUUGGUGGAAGAAAUUCUUUUUUGAUGAGGAUGGUAAUUGGUUUGGCCUAAAAGAUGAGGAUAUGAUUCCUGAGGAAGAAUCUGUUAUUAAUGAUGACGAGUUUUCGGAAGGUGAAAAAUUUGAAGCUUGGAGAAGGCGAGCUGAGGCCAUUGUAGAAUUGAGGGAAGCUCAAGAAGAUAUGAGGAAUGAAGAGAGCAGGAGGUGGGAAGAUUGGAUUGUUGAAGAAACUCAUAGCUCAACUUGGGUUCAAGAACCUAGUAAUGAUGGAGUAGGGCAAUCUAGUGAUGAUUUUAGGGAAGAUCUUGCUGACUUGAUUCCAGGAAAAGGGUUUGCCAAGUCUUUGAGCAAUUUUGUUCUUGGAAAUGAAGAUGACGACUUGCUCUAUGAAGACCGUGUUUUCCAGUAUGCCUCUAUUAAUUCUGCUAAAUUCUUGGCAAUUUUGAUAAUUGUACCUACAGUUAUGGAUUAUUUGGUUCAUGAUUAUGUUCUAUUGCCUUUUUUGGAUAGGUACGUGAAGACUGUUCCACUUGCAGCACAGAUCCUCGAUGUUAGGAAGCAUCAGAAGCUUGAAAUGAUAGAGGAGUUAAAACUUGACAAAGCAAAAUACAGACUAGAGGUAGAAAUUGGUAAAUCUCCACCUCUCUCUGAUGAUGAGAUGUGGCUGGAGUUGCGACAUAAGGCCUUAGUAUUGCGGGACGAAUGGAGGCUAGAGAACCGUAAAGCCUUUGCUAAUAUAUGGUCAGAUAUGGUGUUCGGGAUCUCAUUAUUCAUUUUGUUAUACUUGAAUCAAAGUAAAGUAGCUUUGUUGAAAUUCACAGGGUAUAAAAUAAUAAACAAUAUAUCAGAUGCUGGCAAGGCGUUUGCGAUUAUACUUGUUACUGAUAUAUUUUUGGGGUAUCAUUCUGAAACUGGUUGGCAUACACUGGUAGAGAUGGUAGUUGAGCAUUACGGUAUUGAUGUUGAUCAGGCUGCUAUAACCAUAUUUGUCUGCCUAUUUCCCGUUUCAGUGGAUGCAUGUGUAAAGCUUUGGAUGUUCAAAUUCCUACCAAGAUUGUCCCCUGGGGUUGAAAAAAUAAUCCGUGAAAUGACGCGGCAUUAGCAGUAUCAUCUCUAUCCGGGAAUCUCAUUCAUUUUUUCCUGCUCAACGAUGUGCAGAAAAUUUUACCAGGGUCCAAGUGGUAUAUAUGUCUGCAAUCAGGACUUGCCAUGUUGGGUUGAGGAGUGUGUCUCUCGAUUUUGAGUAGCAAUAUGAAUAUAAUUUUUUUUAGAACCAAAAUUAAGUCGUGAACUCACAGGUUCAUAAUUCAGAUGAUGAGUUUAGCCAAACUAGUUCAUAGAAACUGGAAACAUAUUACAAAACUUCCAUUCUUUACUGUAAGCCAUUGUACUUCCCGGAGUCUACCGGGAAGCAUCUAUAAUUGAUCGAAAGUUUAUAUGCUUGAAA